AUGAUCGUGGACUCUCCAGAAGACGAAGACGAGAGGUCAAAGAAGGAAGUCGAUAUAUCCGAACCGCCUACGUUCUUCCUAUUCACGGAUCUACCAAAAGAGCUCAGAGACAAGAUCUUGCUCUCGUCACAGACCCCGAUCACCAUGGAGGGUUUCGCAGUGAUGGACGAAGAAUGGAGAGGGGGCCCGCAAGUACACUUCCGCUCGUACAGGUCCUGGACUCGAAUACCUCUCUACGCCGUGAGCCGCGAGACGAGAGCGCUGGCCAUCGCCUUCUUCGGCAAACCGGAUCCGCUCUCUGUGCCGUUCAACCCGUCUCAAGACGUCAUCUUCUUGGAUUGGGAUGAUUCCAAACAGGCUGAGCGUCGCUGGACGGGCAACCACAGAAGCCCAGGGCCCGUACUGAUGACUCCCCGAUGGAACGCAGCCGAGGAGUGGGCUAUGCCGAGGGAACUGUGUGAUAGAAUCUGCCACAUCAAGGUUGACGCGCGCCACGCCUCUUCCGAGAAUGCAGACAAGGCAGACAAGGUGCCUUGGCGGCUUGUUUUUGGGCUGCUCAAAGAGCACUUCUCUAACAUUACGAUGUUGGAGGUGAAGCUGUCGGACUUGGACGAUAAGAGGUUCGAGGGAACGUACGAUCCGGUUGGUCAGGAGCUUUAUAGGAUUGAUCAGCUGGAUCUUUUGGACGAGCUGGAAGAAAUGUCUGGGGAUGGGCGGGUGCCGUUCCAGAGCUUAAGGCGCUUUAUCAUCACACCGGAACUCCCGACUCCUCUCCAGGCUGAGAGACAGAUUCUCAAGUUUCGAAAGGUGGGGGGCAGCCAUUUCAAAGUCUUUAGACAGGGCCAAAUUCCCAAGGUUGGAUAG
Colletotrichum paranaense is the source of this 864-nucleotide messenger RNA. RefSeq lists its product as uncharacterized. The record is from RefSeq and is a predicted model, not a curated record. NCBI's taxonomy places the organism in Eukaryota, Fungi, Ascomycota, Sordariomycetes, Glomerellales, Glomerellaceae. The transcript has a single exon. Bases 1 to 864 code for a protein of 287 amino acids.